AUGGACUAUCUACGAAAAUCUAGAUCAUCGCGAUCCAUGCGCAGAAGUCACCACAGCUCCCAAUCCACCGAGCCUCUGGACCCCAUCAUCGCUAAACAGCACGCCACGGCAGCCGCCUCGCGAGCCAUGUUAGGAUCCAGGUGCUCCUACGAUGCCUUGGGUGGCCCCGGCAAUAUGGCCGUGCCCCCGAGGAGGCAUCGCCCAUCAGGAUCGCUGCAGACAUCAUCUACCGGCGCAUCCGUGGAUUACAGAUCUUCUCGCCGAUCCACCACUGCCGAGAACACGGAUACCCAGAACGUCGAUCGCACCCCAUCGACCGCCCUGCCUUCCAUCAGCGAAUUCCGCGGGCUUGACGCCGGCGAUCCCGCCCUGAACUCGUCCUAUCGACGACUCCGUAAAACGCGAUCGAUGUUUUCGACCGGACCUCGUCCCUCGCGUCUGUCGUAUGGAUCGCCCGCUUCUGAGUCCUGUAGGAAUCACCUUGCAGAAGCAGUGCACUCUCGGGAUAGCUCACGCGGGUAUGGCACGUUGCGGCGUUCCAUGUCGUUUUUCAGAGGGGACAGCCAGGCUCUUCGGCAUGCGAAGAGUCACGAUGCGGCGAUUGAACUGGCUCGCGAUCAGUACCAACAGUCCGCGUCGGCGAAUCGGCCUAGGAAAUCGUCACUGUCCGUCCCGAAGUCCAGACGAGAGCAUAGACCGUUUAGAAAGACACUGCGGACGACAACGUUAGUGUCGGAUGCGGCGACUACUCCGUUGGUACAGCAGUCUGUCAAUACUUCUUCUUAUGGGAAGACAAGGUCCCUUUCCUCGUCCAUUAAGAAGGGGCUUAAAAGGGUACUUGGGUUCUCGAGGGCUUCGGCCAAUGUUCAAGCGGAAGUAUCGCCUUCCUGUGUCCGACAGAGCCAGGACAUGUCGUCUGAAGCACAGCCCGAUUCUUUGAACCACGUGUUUCGGAGAUCAGGAAGCUCUGAAAGCUUUGCUACGAGCCACUCUCGUGUGACGAGCUGGGCGGACUCAACAAUAGCAAACACCAUCGUCACACACAAGGCAGGUGACUGCAGUUCCCUGUCUAUAAUCGAUGAACGAGGGCACUCGAGCCAGAACCUCCCCAAGCCUGAACCGUGUGAUAGAUCGGGAAAUUGCGUCCCUGCGUGGAGCCCUCCUAGACCUAACGGCAUGGUCGACAGCCAGCGUCUAUACUCCGCGCUGAUGAGGCGGAUUGAUGGAAGCAAGACACAAGGUGAGGGCGAGGAAGUCGUGCUCGGCCAUGUCAAGGAACAUCGUGCCGUCCCAACACCGGCUUCUUCUGUGUACGCGCGGCGUAGCAGGCAGACGGUUCGUCUGAUCUCCAGCAAUGAGACGAUGCAGUCCCCAGGUUCUUUCAUGACAGCUAACGCCGGUAUGACCCCCCAAUUGCAGGGACAAGGUCCGGGUCCGCAAAUGCAUAGACCGCAGCAUGUGCGGGAUAGUGACGAUCGCAAUCCCUAUUCCACUUGCGGGGAUCUUUCGUCCUUCGGGGUUAGAGGGGCCGAUAAAGACAAAAGCGCCAUGGGAAGACCGCAUACCCCGAAUGAGUUUGAUUCGCCGAGUGUCUAUUCUCGCACGACCAGUGGGAACUCACCCAACAUGGAUCAGAAGGCGGCUGCGUCUUCUGAUGGGGAAGAGGAACCGGGGAUGGCCACGAUUUUUGAAAGCGAAAGGACAGCCUAUAGCUCUCCAAAACGCAAUGCCCCUGAUGCUAAGCGUCCCAGUGCGGACUGGCAACAAUGGAUGCAUACUCAGAUGGCGAGAAUCGAGAAUAUUGCCCCAAGACGUCACUAUCGCGAAGAGGCGCAGAUUGAAGACGAGGGGGCCGAUUUCACUUAUCGAACCCCAGCUCAAAACCCAGCUCCUCGACAGAGCCUUGAGGAUGAUAUGUGGACCAGCUGCAAAGUGACCGCAACUAGCAAUUUCUCCCGUCCGUUCAGUCGGUCGUCAAGUCUACGUACCACGGUAACGGCCAAGGAGCAGCCGGUUCCUCCGCCCCCAGCCCCGGUCCCAACGCCCCCAAAGGUAUCAGGCAGCUCCAGCGGACAAAGCCUCUUCAUAAAUCAGUGUGAGACAGGAUCAAACAGCCUUGCGUUGUCGCCAAUGCAGGUGGCACUGAACAACAGGCCCCGCGCGCCUGAGUCCCCGACCCCCAGAAGAGAUGCAACUGAUAAGCCCCAGUGGCAAAGUGCGAGCAAACGGUACGGACAGUAUCGUCCCAAAUGGUCCCCCGGGACCCAGGAUGUGAAACCCUUCCAAGGCCGAUCUUCGCGUUCGCAUCGCGAUCAUCGAAGACUCACGAAUGAAAACAUGAGAGCUGAGAAUGUCUACGGUGGUGUCCCAAGCCCAGACACCCAGCUGCAGAAUACCUACUCCCCCAUGUCGAGUAAGCGCAUGGUCGAGAUGUUCCUCGAAAGCCGCCGCCGUCGAAUGGGGACGGACAUGUCGGAUGAGGCGCCUUCUGAGGUUGCGUUCGUCUAG
Aspergillus heteromorphus CBS 117.55 is the source of this 2508-nucleotide messenger RNA. RefSeq lists its product as uncharacterized. The coding region runs from base 1 to 2508 and encodes 835 amino acids. The record is from RefSeq and is a predicted model, not a curated record. Lineage: Eukaryota; Fungi; Ascomycota; Eurotiomycetes; Eurotiales; Aspergillaceae. The transcript has a single exon.